Anopheles maculipalpis is the source of this 723-nucleotide messenger RNA. Its product is annotated as capping protein inhibiting regulator of actin dynamics-like. The transcript is spliced from 2 exons. The coding region runs from base 1 to 723 and encodes 240 amino acids. Lineage: Eukaryota; Metazoa; Arthropoda; Insecta; Diptera; Culicidae. Gene Ontology annotation, cellular component: extracellular matrix. The record is from RefSeq and is a predicted model, not a curated record.
AUGGCCAAGAUUAUGGUAAUUCUCUCUACACUCCUUGUGCUGGGAGCUGCGGAUCCUCAGGGCUUGCAACAAAAGCCGGGAACUCCCCUGCAAGAGCGCAAAACCAAGAUGGACUGGGAGCAGAUAACGAACACCAUCGAGGAAGUCUUCGGCAUUGCCUCCGAUGGAAAGCAGCAGGAAGAACAGGAAGCCAUAGAGCAGGCGGCUGAAGAGCGUCGUAACGAACGCAAGCGUGAAUUCAUCGAGAAUCAGCAAGAAGGCACUGGUCUGGAAAAUCGUGAGGAACGCAGUCGUGAAGCUAUCGGACGUGCUCAAGGACGACUGCCAGCACGUGAAGUACGUCGUCGUCAGCAAAAUUUCCGCCAGCAGCAACAGUGGGGUUUAAAAAGGCAGGAUCAGCAGCAGCAGGGCGAAAAGAAGGAUCGGUACUACAACGAUUUCCCACUGUACGAGUUCGCGUAUGGUGUGCAUGAUCCGGAAACUGGCGAUAAUAAGGAACAGUGGGAAAAGCGUGUCGGAGAUCAUGUGAAGGGAAAGUACACGCUCGAUCAGCCUGACGGUACGAAGCGAGUGGUUGAGUAUGAGGCCGACGAUAAGAGCGGAUUUGAGGCGAUUGUGAAGGAAAUCGAUCGAAUCGAUGAUCGUCAUCGGGGUAAUGUGCGUUGGGGACAUUCCGAUGGGUUGGUUGCUCAGAGCUACAGUAAGCUGAAGAAGGUGGAUUAA